UCACUUAAAUGACUAACUCCACCCCAAAAAAAGAAGAACUUUUGCUGAAACUGCUGGAGGAGAGACAGCUCCUGCCCCUGAAACCAUGGGGCCUGUCAGCUACUCAUCAGAGACCUAUGACUUGAGCCAGGUAGAGCUGAGCGGUUACUACGAAGCUGAGAACACCACCCCGUCUUUGGAAGGCUACUUUUGCUUCAACCCAGCCUCAUCCAUGGUCGGCAAUCAGAGAGACCCCUUCAGAAAGGUCUUCAUGCCCCUCAUCUAUCUGCUGAUGUUUGUCUUGGGGACUGUGGGCAAUGCCCUGGUCCUGGUCAUUUUAGAGAGGUUCAAGCGCUCUCGCACUACCACAGAAAACUUCCUCUUCCACCUCACCCUGGCCAACCUGGCACUGUUGCUCACCUUCCCCUUCAGUGUGGUGGAGAGCUUAGCCGGGUGGGUAUUUGGAAAGUACCUCUGCAAGAUCCUCAGUGCUGUCCACAAGAUCAAUUUCUACUGCAGCAGCAUGCUGCUGGGGUGCAUCGCAGUGGACCGCUACCUGGCCAUCGUCUACGCAAUCCACACCUACCGCAAACGCAGAGCUCGCUCCAUCCACCUCACCUGCACGGCUGUCUGGCUCUGCUCGCUGCUUUUGACCUUACCUGAUCUCAUCUUCAUGGAAGUCUGGACAGACGACAGCAACCGCAGCAUUUGCUAUUUUCCAGAGGUUGGGAUCGAUGGCAACAAUGCUUGGCUGGCGACCCGCUUCCUCUACCACACCGUGGGCUUCUUUCUGCCCCUGCUGGUCAUGUGCUACUGCUACGUGGCCAUCGUCCGGGCUCUGUGUCAGUCCCAGCGCCUGCAGAGGCAAAAAGCUGUCCGCGUGGCCAUCCUGGUCACAGGUGUCUUCCUGCUCUGCUGGAGCCCCUACCACAUCGUCAUCUUCCUGAACACACUUACCAAGCUAGAAGCCUUCACCAAGAACUGUCUCCUGGAAGACCAGCUGGACACGGCCAUCAUGGUGACAGAGGCCAUCGGCUUCACCCACUGCUGCCUCAACCCCAUCCUCUACGCCUUCAUUGGAGUAAAGUUCCGUAACGACUUUUUCCGGAUCCUGCAGGAGCUCGGUUGCAUAAGCCAGGAGACCUUGCAGGAGAUCCUGGAGGUGACAAGGAAGGGCAGCGGGAUCGAGUCUGACAACACCACCUCCAUCUCCACUUUCUAG
Antrostomus carolinensis (chuck-will's-widow) is the source of this 1201-nucleotide messenger RNA. RefSeq names its product C-X-C motif chemokine receptor 5 (gene CXCR5). Lineage: Eukaryota; Metazoa; Chordata; Aves; Caprimulgiformes; Caprimulgidae. The transcript is spliced from 2 exons. Bases 86 to 1201 code for a protein of 371 amino acids. The record is from RefSeq and is a predicted model, not a curated record. Gene Ontology annotation, biological process: G protein-coupled receptor signaling pathway; calcium-mediated signaling; positive regulation of cytosolic calcium ion concentration. Gene Ontology annotation, cellular component: external side of plasma membrane; membrane. Gene Ontology annotation, molecular function: C-C chemokine receptor activity; C-X-C chemokine receptor activity; C-C chemokine binding.